AUGCCUUCUAAGCCGGGAUUUCGCAGCCGGUUAAAGGGCAUUUUCUCCCGAAGCGACAAUGCAUCUACAAGCACCAAGGCACAGAUAACGCAACUUGAUGGCCUCCAUGAGCCAGCAAAUUCAUCUACUUUACCCACUGCCUCUUCUGUACCUAUCGGCACAUAUAAUGCGCUCGCAAGCUUGGCUGAGCAGCUUUGGGAUCGAGCAUAUGAUGAUUUGAAGGCACAAGACGCUGCACUGAUACAAGCUUAUGAAAAGAUCCUAUCUAGUAAGCUUGAAGCAACCGGGUCAGGCCAGAACAUAAUUGCACAGAAUGAUGCCCACACGAGGCGGAAUCAGAUGCGGCAGCUUAUCCACCAUGGCUUAAACAAGACGGCGAAGGAAGCAAAGUUGAAAGAGGCUAUUGGCAUCGCUCUUUCGACAAAGGAUAUCAUCACCAAUGCUGUUCAGGCUGUCCCACAAGCCGCCCUUGCUUGGACCGGUGUAUGCGUGGCGCUUGAGAUGAUGCAAAAUCCCAUAGCGGCAACAAAGGCCAACCGUGAGGGCAUCGAAUAUGUGGUCAGGAGAAUGAACAUGUAUUGGGAAUUAUCCGGUGUUGUCUUAAAGAACACUACCAAGGAUGGCCUUUCCGGCAUUCGAGGUGAGCUGGAGGCCCAAAUAAUUAACCUCUACAAAGUACUCCUCACAUAUGAGAUAAAAAGCGUCUGCUCAUACUACCGCAACCGUGGUUCUGUACUGCUACGCGAUAUGAUCAGUCUCGAUGAUUGGAUUGGCGAUAUACAAUCUAUCAAAGCCGCGGAGCGUGUCUUUCACGACGAUUUCGAAAUAUUUACGAGGCUAGAAACAGUCUCCGAUAUCAAACAGCUAGUUACUCAUGCGAAGAAACAAUCUACUGCCCAAGUAACAAAGGAGGAUCAGCAAUGCCUGAGGGAUUUGCGCCUAAGCGAUCCUUCCGAUGACAAAAAGCGCAUCGAACAGACCAAGGGCGGCCUAUUACAGGAAUCAUAUACCUGGGUUCUCAGCAAUCUGGAAUACCAGCAAUGGCGGGAUUCAGAAGAUAGCCGACUGCUUUGGAUCAAAGGAGAUCCCGGCAAGGGCAAAACCAUGUUACUUUGUGGCAUUAUCAACGAACUCAGCAAUCAGGCAAACCACAUGCAAUCAGGCCACGGUGUAUGCUACUUUUUCUGCCAGGCUACCGACCAACAACUAAACAACGCUUCUGCUGCUUUACGUGGCCUAAUCUUUAUGCUUGUGAAACAGCAGCCUUCACUUAUACCUCAUCUACGAAAGAAAUACGAUGAAGCUGGCAAGAAGCUCUUCGAGGGACUGAAUACUUGGAUAGCCCUGUCGGAUAUAUUUACGGCCAUUCUUCAGGACCCAACGUUGAAGAGCACAUACUUGAUCAUUGAUGCUAUCGAUGAAUGUGUAUCCGACUUUGAGAAAUUAUUAGACUUGAUCGUGCACGCCACUGGCAAUGCCGGCGUGAAAUGGAUUGUGUCCAGCCGAAACUGGCCCAUAAUAGAGGAGCGACUACGAUUUGCUGAACAAAAGGUUAAGCUGAGUUUGGAGCUCAAUGCAGAGGCUAUAUCCAGUGCCGUCACCUUCUACAUCGAGAAAAAGGUUCAACAGCUAUCAGACCUGAAAGGCUAUGAUGAAAAGACUUGUAGCGCAAUCCGAGAAUAUCUCUUCAACAACGCAAAUGAUACAUUUCUCUGGGUGGCUUUAGUCUGUCAGAAUCUCGCAAGGUACCCGCGAUGGAAAGUUCUCAAUAUGUUGAGCACGUUUCCGCCAGGCCUCGAUUCUCUAUACGAACGCAUGAUAGAACAGAUGACAGCCAUAGACGAUAGUAGCGCUAGUAGCGAAAUCAGUCUCUGCAAGCAAACUCUGGCCGUCAUCGUGAGCGUAUCUCGUCCUAUUACGCUGCAGGAACUCGGCUGUCUUAUCGAAAUCCCAGAAGAGCUUUCGGCUGACAUCGAAUUUCUAAGAGAGAUUGUGGCGCUCUGCGGAUCUUUUUUGACCAUCCGCGAAGACAUUAUUUACUUUGUUCAUCAGUCCGCCCAAGACCACCUAUACAAGAACUACGAUGUCAUAUUUCCUUUCAGUCUAAAGGACGUGCACCGGAACAUCCUUUCUCUUUCGCUACGGGCCAUGAACAAGAUUUUAAGAAACAACAUUUAUGACCUGAAAGAUCCUGCAUCCCUCAUAGAAAAUGGCAUUAGCAUAUCAGGUUCAGAUCCUCUGUCUCUUAUUCGAUAUUCCUGUGUACACUGGGUCACCCAUCUUACUGUAACGAUUGCCCUCGGAAUGAGAGACACACAUGGGGGGUUACUUGGCGAUCAUGGCAUCGUAUCGUCAUUCCUCCGGAAGCAUUUACUUCACUGGUUCGAGGCUCUAAGCCUCAUGCAACACGUGUCAGCUGGGGUCGUCUCGAUAACAUCGCUGAAGGCCAUAUAUGCAGUUAGUAUGCAAGCUGGCACCUACCUCGAAAUGAAGCUGAAAUCUCCAGUUCAAAUCGCCAAGUAG
Messenger RNA from Trichoderma aggressivum f. europaeum, 2523 nucleotides. RefSeq lists its product as uncharacterized. The coding region runs from base 1 to 2523 and encodes 840 amino acids. The transcript has 2 exons. Lineage: Eukaryota; Fungi; Ascomycota; Sordariomycetes; Hypocreales; Hypocreaceae. The record is from RefSeq and is a predicted model, not a curated record.